Molecule: messenger RNA, 6628 nt
Organism: Argiope bruennichi
Lineage: Eukaryota; Metazoa; Arthropoda; Arachnida; Araneae; Araneidae
Product: transmembrane protein 185A-like
Exons: 7
Coding region: 303-1349 (348 amino acids)
Source: RefSeq, a predicted model, not a curated record
GUGACUAUUUCUUUACGCUCUUUAAAUUUUUUGGUGUUGCAUGCGAUGUGUAAUGUAAAUGUCACGUAAAUGUUGCAUAUUGGUGUCUUUGAAACUUUUUUAAAUAAACACAUUUUUUCUUUAUAUGAUUUUGAAAGACGAUUAUCAUAGUUAAUCAGUGUUCUCAUUCUUAUAUGAAGAAUAAUAAUUAGUUUUUUUUUAAUGUGGUUUUUCCGUGUUUCUUUGUUUUUGCUUUACAGCAUGUUGUCACGUUUUAAUUUAAUAACAUGACUAAAUAAACUAUUUUGGUGUUUUUGUGGAAAAUGAAUCUUCAAAGUCUUUUUCAAGAUUUUAAUCCUAGUAAAUUUUUGGUGUAUGUGUCUUUGCUGCUGUUUACCAUAUUAUUUUGCUUACGAUUGGAUGGGACAAUCACAUGGAGCUACUGGGCUGUAUUUCUGCCUUUAUGGAUUUGGAAGGCAAUGGUCGUAGCCGGAGCAUGUGUGGGAAGCUACGUCUGGUGGAGACAUCCACAAUACAGGGUUGAAGGAGAAGGAUAUGUCCAUUACAAGGCAAUGUUGGUUAGUGUUGUUUUACAAGUGCUAUUACUUAUGUUUGAAGUCUUAGUUUGUGAUAAAUUAGAAAAUAAUCGACAUUGGUGGAUUUUGGUGUUUGUCCCCUUAAUAUUGAUUUCCAUUAUAUCGAUCGUUGUCUGCAUAUGGGCUGUUAAACAUGACCGUUCAUUUGAGCUGGAACUCUUCUGCUCUGUAAAUAUUCUUCAGUUCAUCUUUUUGGCUUUGCGUCUGGAUGAAAUUAUUACAUGGAAUUGGGUUGUUGUAUUUGUUCCACUUUGGAUUGUGAUGUGUAUGGCAGUUAUUGGUGUAUUGUAUGCUAUUAUUUUUGCCAGUAUUUUACUACGCACACCUGAAGUUAGUGCCGAACAGAGACGUACUAGUAUGCAUUCAGCUGUUUCAUAUAGUGUUAUAGUUAUACCUCUAUUAAUAUAUUUGGUUUUAUUGUCCAAUAAGCUGGAUAGUGAAAGUAGUUUAACAUAUGCUGCAACAUGUAUCCCACUGUAUUUUACCUUUAUCGUCCUAAUAUUUUUGGCUUUUGGAUCUAAAGGAGGAAACCAUUGGUGGUUUGGAAUCAGAAAAGACUUCUGUCAAUUUUUGUUGAGUAUUUGUCCACUUCUUCAGGAAUAUGGUAACAUAUCUUACAGCUUACAUAGCAAUGAACCUGAAGAUAAUGAGCCCCCUGUUCAAGCUAUUACAUGCGGAAAACCUUCCUAUUCUCAUUCUAAGAAAAAAAAUCUUUCUUCUCAAUCAGAACUCAGGGUUGUAGUGCCAGCUCUUUCAAUUGAAACUCCUGACUGAACGUUCCUUUUACCAAGCAAUAAAUUUUAAUUUAUAUAGCAUCUCAUAAGUGAAACUACAUUGUAUGUAGGCGGUAUGUGGGAUUACGAUUAGUUAUGUACAUAUUGAGAGCCUUAGAAAAUAUGUAAAUAUGCAUAGUUUGAAAUCUGUUAUUAACACAUUUUUAUCUUUAUUGAAAUCAACACUUAUUUAUAAUCUAUGCAAGAUACAUGUACACAAGUGAUUCCAUUACUCUGUGAUUGUUUAUAUUUUUAUUGUAUGUACAGUUAUUAAUUAAUCUAGUGAUACUCAACUUACUGGGAUUUGCUAAGCUGUGAUAUUUCUUUAGUUUUUGUGUUGAUAAUUUUGAGAAUCUCCAGUUUCUUGGAAAUCUCGAGUCCAUGUGAAUAUUAUUAAUCUUUAAAUAGUGAGUAGUUCUGAAGCACAUGAAGAAUUAUAGUAAAUCUAUAAUAGUGGCUUAACAUAGAUGUACUUAUCUUUAUUUUUAACUAUUUGACAUAGUUUCGAAUUUAAUAUUCAAAUGUGUAGUUUUGAAUUCAUCCAAUUCACUCCCUUAAAAUUUUUAGUGUAUGUAUUUUCUACUAAUCUGAUUUUUUUAAAAAUAUCAAAAUAUAGCGAAUUAGAUCUUGACCCAUUCAUAAUCCUAAGAAUACAAUUUUAAUACUAAUUUUUUUAAAUAUUUGAUUACUUUUCUAUUUAUCUCAGGUUUGAUUAAUGUUCAAAUUGAAUUGUAAAUCUAUAUUAGUAGUGUCUAACUUGUGACUAAAGAAGUAGAUUGAAUAACAUUGGUAUUGUGCGGAUCGUUUCUUUGAAGCUAUACAAAAGUAUUUCACCAAUUUAAAAUUUUAAUUCUAAAAAAAGCAGUAUUUGCUCAUUGAGAGCAGCACUUAAACUAAUUAAUAUGCAUGCGACUGUAGAAGUUGCCUGACUUUCUCUAUAAAGAUUUCCAUUUGCAUUUGCAAAUUUAGUGCAGCUCUUUAAAUCUUCAAUUUUUUUCUUAAUUAAAAUCAGAAAUACUUUACUCAUUCUUUUCUUCACCCUCAACUCUUUUGUCAAAAAACUUAAGAAUAAAGAAAUGUGUGUUUAACUUGAAAAAUAUAUUUAAAUUGUUUUAAAAUUACACUUGCACACUUUUUUCUUUUAUGGGUGAUUAGUUAUUUAACUUUGAUGAAAAAUGUGUCAAAAAUCUGUAGUUUUUCUAUAUUGUGUCAAACUAUGUGAAGUCUUAAAAUCAGUUCACAAUUGAUUAGCUUAAAGUUAAUCUUCAUCUGUAUGAAUUACAUCAAAAAUUAAAAAUGGAUGCAUGGUAUAUUUUCUUAUGGUCUUGAUAUUACUCUAUAACUGUUUGAAAUGUUUUCUACUCUAUUACCUUGUUAUUUGUCUGUGAUUUUUUUACGCUGUAUGACAUCAUGUUUACUCCUUGUAUUUUGAAAACAUUAUUGCACUUAAAGUAUUUUCUUGUACUACUAAACAUUGUAGAACUUCGUUUAAUGUUUUGAAUUUCGCUUAAUAGUUCAAUAUUAAUGUUUUAUUUAUACAUUAAAGUAUCUUUUAUUUAAAUAAUUCCUAUUUUAUUUAGCUUAGGUUUUUGUGAAUGUGAACAUGUAUUUUGUCUAAAUGUUGAUUGUUUAUAAUCGUGUACUUUGAAAGCACUAAUGGCACAAAAACUUUUGGGAAAAAUUAAAUUCUGAUACCAUGAAGAUCCUUCCAGUUAAGUAGAUACUGGAAAGUAAGUGUGCUCACUAUUAAUCAUAAUAUUUAAUGACAAAUAAAUAACAAAGCUAAUUUUUAAUUAUAAAGCGUUAGUUUUGAUGUAUUAAGUAUUUUGUUUCAAAAACUGAAAAUAUUUUUCAAUUGUUUUUACAAUGCCAUUUAUUUCAAAGCACUUUUUAUACUUUUUCAAUUUAUAUGCCCUUAUAGUCUGCAUAUGUAGUUUUUUUUUUACCCCGAAACGUUUCCCCAUUAUUUAGUUGUAAAGUCAUAGAAUUAUAUAUUUUGACUUCAUAUUAAGUAUUUACUUCCCAAUGUAAAGAAUUUGUAAUGCCAAACACUUCAUCUUUUACUCUUGAAUAAUUUGAAACAAAUCUUAGGGGCCAACUUCAUGGGUAUUCCCACGUAUUAUAGUUUAUUUCUAUAGUAUGUAGAUAACUUGAGAAGUCCUAAUACAGGUAUUAUAUAGAUCUUAUUUUUUAUUGUAAACAUCUUACCAUUCGUUUAAUAGUGAUUUUUGUAUAAAACACAUAAUUUUUUGUUAUUGAAAUGAAAGAUUCCCUUAUUUUAGCAGUUUUCUUAUAUUCUGGUAACCAAUACAGAAUGGACAUAAGUCAUUCUUAUGGAAUUGAUAAUGUUUCAAACCUCCUGGAGCUUUUCUCUGAAAUAGGUCUCUUUUAUAAAAAAAACUUUUUAAUUUUUUUUUCAAACACAGAAAUAUUUAAUGUUGUAGUUCAUAAAUAAUAGGGAAAACAUUUGAUUGUUCCAAUAUAAUUUUCAGAAACUCAUUCACUUUUUAAAACAUUGCUGCAUUUGAGUAGUUUUAUGUUUGAAAAAAAGAAAAGAAUUUAAAAUUCACAUUCUUUAAAAUUCGCAGUACUUUCUGAUGGAAAUUAAUAUAAGAUACAUUGGAAUAUUUAUGUUUUUUGAAAACUGAAUUUUUAUUAUGUUAAAAUAUAAAAAAGUGUUAAAUUUUAUAUUUUAUAUCCAAGAUUAUAAAAGGCUUUUAAGAAUAUUAACCGUAAUAUGCAAACACUGUUGAACUGUAACACAUGGUUUAAGAAUAACAACGAAAAUUUACCGAACCAUAUUUAUUUUGUUAUUUUUCCCUAACUUAAAAAUAUCCGUUUUCCUUUUGAAGGAAAUUCAAUGUAUUAUAAAGGAGAUAGAAUAUUAUUUUAUCGGAUAUAACUGUUAUUAUUGAUUUUUCUUAUAUUUUGUUAUUUUAUUACCUUGAGUGUGACUAGUUUGUUUUAAAUAAAUGUAUCCUUUUAUUAAAAAUCGUGUGUUUGCGUCUAAAAAAAGGUGUUUUUUUUAAAAAAGCUUUAUAAGAGAAUGAAAAACAAUUUGUCAUUACAGAUGUCAAAAUAAUAAUUAUCUUCAUUUUUAUUUUCGUGAAGUCAAAACCUGAUAAGAAGUUGAAUAUUAUUGGAAAUGUUAUUCCUAAUGAUGUUGCAUCAUUGUGUCUUUCUCAUAGUUUUUGAAUUGCUGUUGCUGUUCAUUUUAAAUUUUUUUCAUAAUGUAAAAAAAAUGUGCAAAAUGUUAUUAAAUUAUAGGUAAUUAUUUAUAAUCUUGUGAGUAAUUCAGAAAAAACGUUAGUGAUAUUUUUAACUCGGCAUUCAUUGUGAAAUAUGAAAUCACCUAUGGAGUUUUAUCAAAAUGUUCCUAUAAAAUUGGAUUAUUCUUGUGUUCUUUCUUGCAUUAUAUUUUAUCUUAAAUCAUUAUAUAUUUUUAAAUCCUUAAUCAGUUGGUCCUUGAAUCAGGUCAUAAAAAUGUGUAUCAAAAACAACACAGAGAAGUUAUAUGUGAAGUGCAAAGUAACUAAUUAAUUAACCAUAUGAAUAAUUAGUUAUGAAAACUUAUGUUGAAGUAUGAAAAUUUUUCGUUUUCAAUACAUGUCUAUAUUUAUUAAGUAAACAGAGUGCCUUUAGUCUUUAUUAAAUAAGACAGCUCAGUGAUUAUAUAUAUAUAUAUGCCAGGAAAACCUGGUAAUUAUUUUUGUUUUAUCUUUCAAUAAAAUGUACUUUCAUCUUUGAUGACUAUAUGCAUGGUUGAAAUAAAUUUACAAGGUCACCAGUAAAUCCUGUUAAAUUGUCAAACAUGUCUAAUAUUCAAAAACAAUCGAAAUACAUUCGCUAGUUUCAUUUACUUGCACUUAAAGUUAAUGUUAUUAGUUGAAGGAAAGUGUAAAGUAAUUCGAAACUUAAUAAGAAAUGAUUAACCGAUUAGCUAACUUUUUCAAUGAAAGGAAAAACAAGUUUUUUUGAAAAACAGUUUUUAUGUUCUCAAGGAACUUAAAAACUGAAUAGCUAACUUCCAGGAAGCUGUGUUAUGUAAAUUUUAAAAGACUCACUGAAAAAAUUUAUGUUUUUUGUUACUAAUGAAAAUUAAUUUAUGACUUAAUGCAUGAUACUUAUUUUGAAUGAAUUAAAUGCAUUUUGAAUUUGAAUUAAUAUCGAAUUUUAUUUGCCGAUUAACAAUAUUAUAGUGUAAAAUGAUGAAUUAAUUAAAAAAAACGAAAUGAAUAUAUUCUGCUGACAUUCUAAAUUUAAAGCAUAAAUGGUGCGCUAAGUCAUUAUUUUUGUGUGUGGAUGAUCUAAAUUUAAAGCAUAAAUGGUAUGGUAAGUCAUUACUUUUCUAUGUGGAUGAAUGCUUGGAGAAAAUUAGCUAAAUGAUUUUUCAUUAGCUACUCUAUUCUUGUUAUUCUCAACGAACAUAUUACUAAAUAUUUUAGUUUUAUUUCAGAAUAAUUCUGAUGUGGCUUAAAUAUUUCAAUCACUCACAUAGGUAGAAACCAAGACGUAGUUUAUAAGAUAAAUAGAUGCUUAUGUAUAUAAAAGUUCAAUUCUAAAUGUUGAUCUUGAUUUGUGUCCCAUUUUUACAAGAACUACUCAUUUUACUCCUUAUUUAUUGUUUUCUUAUUUAGUUGUGUGGAUUUCUGGAUAUUCAAGAUUUUGAUUAGAACUAAGUAUGUGUAUGUGUGGAGAAUUUAUCUGUUUAAGAAAUCCUGGGGUGGUUGUAAGUUUCUUGAAUAAAAAAGGAAAACUAUGAAUUUAAUUACGCUAUUGAAGCUUUCUUCUGAAUUUUUCCAAAAAGGAUAAUUCUGAAGGAAGAAAACAGGUGUUUGCAUCAAGAUUUACAACUGCUAUUUGUAUUAUUUCAUGAUAUGCUAAUUAUUUUAGAAAUAAAAUAUACCUAACUGCAACAUAUUGUUAUAGAACUUGAAAUUAAAUUAGUUUAGUUUUUGAAAUAUUUUCUAGUUCUGUAUAUCAUUUUUGUUUACCAUUACAUACUUUCGUUCUAGCUGCAAUGUGCAUUAUAUCACGUACACUGAGCAUACCUGACUGUGGUGUCAAUAUAUUUUAUCUUAGCAUAACAAAAUAAUAACAGACAAAAGUUUUACAGUACAUAAUUGUAUCUUUCAUAAUCAGUGUGGCAACAAUUUAUUUUUUUACUGUCUUCCCAGAUAAUUAAGCCUGCAUGUGGUAUAUGUGAAUUUUAAGAGUCUGCCUGUACUAAAUGUAUUUAUUAACAAAUAAUUGUAAAUAAAAUUUUGAGAGUUGCUUAUA